AUGGACUCGCCAUCCAUCCAAAGAAACCUCCUGGACUCGCCCAGUGUUCACGCACAGCAGCUGCGGGACAGAAUCUCCUCAGAGUUCAGGCUUCCCUCUCCUCCACCAGCAGAACCCCAGCCUCGGACCAGUAACGAGCACAGAGACUUGUCAGCCUCGGCUUUCAUCCCCCUGGCACAGCGGAAACGACGACUCGAGGAGAAUUCCUCCACAGUUCGUCCUGAGCCUGCGAAACGGCAGCUAACAGAGCCUAGAUCCCCAGUGCUCCUCACACGCACAAGAGCAAAGCCAGCUCCUCCACUAAAGGAAGACCGCGUUUUGCAGGAUAUCUCCCACAGAGGCGGAUACAAGGCAAACAAAAUCGACAGGAGGAUUUUCGAGAGCUCCGGCGACUUGGGUGUGCCCAAAAUUACAAAGCCGGCACUGACAGUUCCCAAAUCACCCUCCUUCACCAAGCGCACCCACCCUGCUCGUCCAACCUCAACUGCCACGACUUUCAAAUCCCCUCCACGCCAUGCAUUGCCGCAACACCAGCACUAUAGGAAGUUCCGCCCAGUCAUUGCCCAGCAGGGGUUGGUUUCAUCCGCAGAAUCCGCAAGGAGACUUAGUCAGGAGAAGCUGAAGCGUUCGAUCAAACCGGCUGCUACGACCGUUCCUCAACCAGACCCUUCGCGCUCACGUGGCGCGAAGCCUGAGCUCACAAUCCCCAAGCCCUUCAAACUCGAAACGGAUGCGAGGGGCGAGCGAUAUCAGGAACAGUUCCGGUUUAAACUCGACAAGUGGAAGCAAAUUGAGAAGGACCACCAAUUCAAGGCUCUCCCGUUGCCUGUUUAUCCAGAAAAGUUUGUGCCAGCGAGGUCAACAAAACCCCUGACGCAUACAGAACCUCCUCGCCUCCGGACGGAUGACAGGGCGCAUGUACGGGAGGUCUUGGAGCAGGAGAAACAGCGCAAGGGAAAGAUCAUGCAGGAGAUGAGGGCCGAGAAGGCGCGCGAGGAUGAGCUGCGCGAGCAACAGGAGCUGAGAGAGCUGCGCCUACGACUGGUUCCACACCCAACGCCGAUCCGCGACUAUCCUCGUAUCGACAUCCACAAAUCAAGUCGGCCACUCACCGUACCCAGGUCCCCUAGUAUCGGAGAGAAGCGGAAACGGCAAAUGACACUGGAGAGAGAAGUACCGGAUGCACAGGCAGAGGAGGGCAUUCAUCGCCAGGUUUCGUCCAUCGUCGACGGCAAGAGAAGGCGGGAAAUGACUCUGGAGCGGGAGGUUCCGAGAACAUCGGAGGAGCGCCACUACCACUAA
This is a messenger RNA of Gamsiella multidivaricata, 1302 nucleotides long. RefSeq lists its product as uncharacterized. Gene Ontology annotation, cellular component: spindle; microtubule. Lineage: Eukaryota; Fungi; Mortierellomycota; Mortierellomycetes; Mortierellales; Mortierellaceae. The coding region runs from base 1 to 1302 and encodes 433 amino acids. Gene Ontology annotation, biological process: activation of protein kinase activity; regulation of mitotic spindle organization. The record is from RefSeq and is a predicted model, not a curated record. The transcript is spliced from 5 exons.